Molecule: messenger RNA, 5020 nt
Organism: Scylla paramamosain (green mud crab)
Lineage: Eukaryota; Metazoa; Arthropoda; Malacostraca; Decapoda; Portunidae
Product: mucin-2-like
Exons: 5
Coding region: 495-3617 (1040 amino acids)
Source: RefSeq, a predicted model, not a curated record
GUGGCGGUCCUGUGGGAUGGGUACUCCUUCGGGGGUAUCCUACGGGGGUGUCUUGCGGGUAUCCUGCAUUAUCCUGUUUGUCCUGGAAUGCAGUGAUGCCUGAGUGAGACGCGGAGGCAGGCUAGGCAGUGAAAGUGUCGGGAGGGCGGCGUGGAUGGCAGGCUGAGCGUCAGUCAGUGCCGAGAGGGCGAGGUGUAGGGACGUGCUGCUCUUCGCUCCUUGAGUCACUCGGUCAGUCAGUCCAGACCCACGCGUCGCUUGCGGUCGCUCAUCAACACAGGAGCCGCCUUGAGUUCACUGCCCUACUGACGGUGCAGAACGUCUUCGCAAGUCGGAUCCCCCCAGCGGCUUCUUCUCCUUCGUCAGGCGGUUCUGCGUGGCCGUUAGUGCGGUACCGUUGCGAGGUCCUGAAGGAGGGGCUGCGGUGCCUCUGGGGCCAGGGAUUUCACCAGUGUAGGCAGCAGCAUAGGAUGUUCUGAUCGCCUGCAGCAGAAAUGGCGAGACAGACAGUGUUAAACCACCACCUGCAGUGCCUCCUGCCGGUCCUGUUGUGCUUGGGCCUGCCACCCACAAGAGGCAGUCAUGUCGUUGAAUAUCCCAAACUUAACACCUUUACUGUUGGCGGAGACUAUAGCGAUCCGUUCAGCAAGGUGGUCGGCGCCAGCUGGGCUCAGGCGCCUGUGUACAUCCCUGGGAAUGCUGAAGGGGUAGAGCCUGUGGCCCCCCACGUGGUAGAGGCCACGCCGGUACUCAUGGCCCGAGCAGUGGCCAGCUCUGCUCCUACCACAGAAGCCGCUGCCAUCAAGCCCUCCUCGAAUGGCGAGCUGCUCACCAAGACAGUGUACGGCUUCCUGGACUUCACCACUACCGUGGCGGGCACAGUGAUGGUGUUCACGCCGCAGAGCAGUGAUGAGGAACCCAAAGCCACCACCUCCGUGGCAACUAUGUCACCGAGGAAGAGUCCACCCAGUGAGCCCCGCGCCAGGCCGGCGCCCACCCCGACCCAGGACAAGUUGUCCGUCACAACCGCGCCUCCUGCGGAACCCGAAAAGUUGAGCCCUCAUGGCUCCUCCGAUCUCGAGUCUUCUUUCUUUGAACCCACCACAACUCUGGCGCUUGAAGAACUGUUCUCCGCGACGCCCCGCGUGCCUGAACCGCAGCCACAGUCCAGGGCUCAGACGACAACACCAAAGCCAAAGCCCACCACUCCGUCGAGUCGUCCCUUCGCCUUCCGCCAUCGUAACAAGGAAAGCGAUUCCUCUACUGGAUCACGACGUCGCCUUGAUCUCAACUUUUUGACACGCAAGAAGACCAACACGGGGAGGCGCAGAACGGGCGGGUCCACCUUGGUGCCUAUCACGGUGGAGGGCACCGGGACCCUGACGGCGAUAGCCACACGAGUCACGCCAGCGCCGCCACCGUCUCGCCUGCCGCUGGCUACGCCAUCUGAGGUGGUGGUGAGCGCCACGCAGGGUUUCGCUUCCCUCAGUGUCAUCGGCCCCUUCAGCACGGCAGUCAACAACGAGCUGGGCCAAGUGAGUCAGCACUAUGACCUCCUGUCCAGCGAGGCGCCGCUGCAGGCACGCCGCACUUUUGACCUGGUUGACCUGGACGCCAACACGGCCAGCAGCUUCCCCACCGGCAUGGUGACCAAGAUGGGCGGCACCAUCGUGGCUGGCGGCCACACCACCGUGCACGAGACCAGCGUCAUUGGCACCUACAUCGACGGCAAGUACGCGCAGGUCCUCAGGAGCACCUCGCGCAUCUUCCACAACACCCCGGCGCCGCCGCUGGUUGUGCCGCCCAGCCCCACCGUCUCGCCCGAGUACGAGACCGUCAAGUCUGUCAUCCAAGGGUCGGCGACGCAGUUCAUCACGCCCCAGGCCUCCGCCUCCCUACCCCUCGAGUCUCUCUUCUCGGAUCAGUCCAGCGGGAACCGUGACAGCCGCACCACUCAGGAUGACGAGUCCCACAUCCAGGCCAGGCUGAGGUCAGCACUCUCCAAGAGGCGCGGCUCUCACGACUCAGCCCAGACUCGUCCACGACAACACGAUCCAUUUGUUGAUGAGGAAGAGGAUCACGACCUGCAGAGAUCAGGCACCAACCUCCGUCCUUCUUUCAAACUGUUUACGGAAACUUCGGUUAGAAAGACACCGGAUGUUCGGACGUCAGUGCGGCGCGCCCAAGAGGUGAGCGUCCACUACGCCCAGCAGCAGCAGGACCCCCAGGUGCGUACGUUCCGCCCGAGAUACAAGCCCUCAGCCACGCGGCGCUUAUCAGGCGGUAGACCCACCAGGCUGCGACCCUCAGCAUCUGGCCCCAAACGACCAACGCGUCCAGCUUCACGCUUUCGCCCAGGCACUGGGCCACGCCCCAAGCCCACAGCACCACGGCGACCUUUGUUCCCUGAGGCUGAGUACGAGCAGCCCAGUGCACCUGCCGACCCUGAGUACCAGCCGUCUCCCGAGGAGGCCGCAGCCGUAGCAGCUGCUGGCGAGGAGACCGUUGGCAUCGUGACUACCACCAUUGCCAAUGAAGAAUACGACGCGGUGGUGGAGCUGGCCACUGUGCGCUCCCUUCACACCUUCCGCGUGGGCACCACUAAAAACACCCGCUUCGUCACCUUCACUAAGACUUUCACCCUCGACAUCGAGCCGACUGCCGCCCCAGAGCUGGACACGCCCAUUGCCCCCGUCGACGACCAACUCUAUGAGACGCCUCUCUUUGAAAACAUUCUCGACAGCGGCUCCAGGGACGUUUCCACGCUACCGCCCGUUGAUCUUGGCGCCAGCGACAUCGCGGCGUUGUUGGAGACAGUGACAGAGACCUUCAGCACCACGGAGGUGAUGGAGAAGACGUCAGUGCUGCCCGUGCUGCAGUCAGGCGGCACCACCUUCCACACACUCACCCAAACUUACCACAUCACCCGCGUGGUCACAGCCUUCAAGACCAUGCCGCCUGUCCAGGCCUUCUCCUUCAUCCCUGAGAACUCCCUCAACGAGUUCAACGGCCAGUUGCUGGCCGAGGGAAGCGAGAACGACGAGGCGUUGCUACCAGGGGAGGUGGAGCUCGAUCCCAAUGGCCAGGUGGUGGACCCGAGCCUCGCCGAGCUGGCUGGCGGGGAGUUUAACCCGGACGUCCUGGAGCAGCAGCUGCACCCCGAGCUGGCGGCGGCUCUGCAGCGUCAGCAGCAGCAACAAACACUGCCGCAACAGCAAUCCAAGCCUGCCGGCGGAGUGCCCCAGCUGAUGUCGGGUCAGCUGCCGGCGCCCGGUGAUCCGUCAGUGGCCACGCCCGGCCUCACACCAGAACAAGUGCAACAAUUAGCAUUCCUGCGCCUCCUCAACCCGUACGGCUUCGGUGCAUUCCCGCCCGUCAACGGCGCCGUGCCCAGCACCACCGUUACCUCCACGCCCGUCACCAUCACCACCGACAUCACUACCACCUCCACCCAUGUUUUCCGCGUCAUCUUCAACGCGCGUCCCAUCAUGACCACCAUCAGCACCGUGGAGGUGGUGCACACCACCCUCACCACCUACAGCACCUCCACCGUAACAGUGACACCCAACCUCCCAGCCUUCCCAUUCGCCUUCCCCUCGCCCUUCCAGCUUGGCUGAGGCCACCCGCCCCGUCCCACCCCACCCCGCCCCCAGAGUGCUGGCCGCUCACCCUUCACACUAACUCAUCCUGCUCUCACACUUAACAGUACUCACUACAUUUUGAAUCAACACACACACACACACACACACACACACAACGGCUUAAUAUCAUAUCAUGUCAUACUCGUCUUCGCUCAAACCCUCGAUACAAUAAACGAACUUAAGUCUCCCCAAAGAUAAAGUAAAAUUGAACAACUCAAGAACAAAGAUUUCUAACCACAAAUAAAGUUACACCCCAGGACUAUGGAUGCCGCGGCCCAGUGUUGUCAGAAAUUAAAUGAACUGUUUACAAUCUGACUCAGCUCACGGUCACAAACUGAAACAUUGAAUGUACGUAUAUUUUCUCACCGCAACCCUCUCUCAAUGGGCUGGCCACACAUUAUGCCUUCACAUAACUUUCUUGGUAAUCUCUUAUAAAUACAAUGCGUAAAAUUCAUGAAAACAGAAGUUAGUGAAAGAUAUUUCAAGAUACGAUUCUUCACAACACCGGGCGUGCCAUUUACAGAGCCCAUGCAGCGGAUCGCCCUGGACACUCCAAUACUCUCCCCUCAGCAACUACACAGCCUCAUCACCCACCUGCAGGCUCAUGAUGCUCCUCCACGCCCACACCUCAUCUUCCACUCCUCCACCACGCUCCUGGGAUACGUAAACAGUUAAAGGAAGCCCACAAGUAGAAGCAAACCGGCGGUAACAUCGAAAAGUCACCCUCACACCAAAACACUGACGGCCAUGUUGUGUGCGGGAGUUGCUAUAUCCUGUUUAAGUAAUCGAUUAUAAUUCCUCCUUUUUUAUUAAUUAUUGAUAUUUUGGUGCAACAGUGAGAUUCUUUCCUGGUUUUUUAUUAAUAUUGUUAGCAAAACAUCAAACUAUCUUCUUCCAGGCUCAAAUGUUAAGAGGUAUAUGAGAAAUUCUUUAUAGUGGUACCCGGGCAAGGAUAUUAGAUAUGAGAUACCUCCAUCUAGAAAUUCUAAAAGGUGUAAAUAUAAUGGAAAACAAAUAUAUAUGUACAUAGUUGUAAAUAUUAUAUAAUAGAUAAGUGUCUUCAUUCGUAAUUCUUAGCUUUUCUUAAGGCUAGAAGGAUUACUUUGUCUUUGAUGGACGAAAUUAUACGUCUCUCUCUCUCUCUCCCUCUCUCUCUCUCUCUCUCUGAGUUGGUUUCGUGUCGUCUCAGCUUUUUCAUUAUUAUUCCCACUAUUUCCUUACAGUUAAAAUAUAUUUUUUACACUCAGUAUCUGUGAAUGUUACGUGUAUGUCAGCGUUUCCUUCUCCUGGAGUGAAUGUGAAUGCAGAUCAUGUAGCUUAGUCACUGUAUACAAAUCAAUAAAAUCCGUGACUGUACUAUGAAUAAAUCUGAACAAAGG